AUGUCUCGCAACGAUAUGGGCCCUCCGGCCAAAAAGCAUAAGGGCUUUGGACAUCUCCCUCCAGGCCUACGCGACGCAAAACGGAGAGACAUUGACAACUGGGAGACCAAUCGAAUGCUCACCUCCGGUGUAGCACAACGAAGAGAUCACGAGGGCGACUUCAUGCCCGAAGAUGAAGAGGCGACUCGAGUGCAUUUGCUCGUCCACGACCUCCGGCCGCCUUUCCUCGAUGGCCGCACGAUCUUCACGAAGCAGCUGGAUCCAAUAUCCGCUGUUCGGGAUCCGCAGAGUGACAUGGCGGUAUUCAGUCGGAAAGGAAGCAGGGUCGUUAAUGAGCGCCGACAGCAGCGUGAACGACAAAAGCAAGCACAGGAGGCGACAAAUAUGGCCGGCACAGCCCUCGGGAACUUCAUGGGCGUCAAAGAUGACGAUGGAGAUAGCGCAGUCGCUAUGCCUGUCGAGGAGACCUACAAAGGAGGAGGAAACAAAUUUGCCAAACAUAUGAAGAAAGGCGGUGGCUCCAGCGCUUUCAGCAGCAAUAAGACCAUGCGUGAACAGAGAGAAUAUCUGCCCGCCUUUGCGGUGCGCGAAGAUCUAAUGAGAGUCAUCCGUGAUAACCAAGUUGUGGUUGUCGUCGGAGAGACUGGAUCUGGCAAGACCACUCAAUUAACUCAAUUCUUACACGAAGAGGGCUACUCUAAGUUCGGUAUGAUCGGAUGCACGCAGCCUCGUCGUGUGGCCGCCAUGAGUGUUGCGAAGCGUGUCAGUGAGGAGAUGGAUGUUGAACUCGGUGGACUCGUCGGAUAUGCUAUCCGUUUCGAAGAUUGUACGAGUGAUGAGACGGUGAUCAAAUACAUGACGGAUGGUGUAUUACUGCGAGAAUGUCUCACUCAAAAUGAUCUCGACAAAUACUCAUGCAUCAUCAUGGACGAGGCACACGAACGAUCUCUAAACACUGACGUCUUGAUGGGUCUUCUCAUAAAAGUUCUGGCCCGGCGCAGGGAUCUGAAAUUGAUCGUGACAUCAGCAACAAUGAACUCCGACCGAUUUGCGCGCUUCUUUGGCGGUGCCGCAGAAUUUGUCAUUCCUGGCAGAACAUUCCCUGUUGAUCUUCACUACUCGCGCACACCUUGUGAGGAUUACGUUGAUAGCGCGGUCAAGCAGAUUUUGGCUAUUCAUGUAUCCCAGGGCGCUGGUGAUAUUCUUGUCUUCAUGACUGGACAAGAAGAUAUUGAGGCAACCUGCGAGCUGGUCGAAGAACGGCUGAAGCAGCUGAAUGAUCCGCCGAAACUCAGCGUCUUACCCAUCUACAGUUCAUUGCCGGCCGAGCAACAGGCAAAGAUCUUCGAGAAGGCCGCUCCGGGCGUGCGCAAAGUAAUCGUGGCUACGAACAUUGCCGAAACAAGUCUGACGGUCGAUGGUAUCAUGUUCGUUGUGGAUGCAGGAUACUCAAAGCUGAAAGUGUACCAACCGCGCGUGGGUAUGGAUUCUCUCCAGGUAACCCCAAUUUCUCAGGCCAAUGCAAACCAGCGAUCUGGGCGUGCUGGACGGACUGGGCCAGGCAAAGCCUAUCGUCUAUACACGGAGACAGCCUACAAGAAUGAGCUUUACAUCCAAACGAUUCCUGAGAUUCAGCGAACCAGUCUUUCAAACACUAUUCUUUUACUGAAAUCCCUUAACGUGAAGGACCUUUUGGAUUUUGACUUCAUGGAUCCUCCCCCACAGGAGACAAUCACAACCUCUCUUUUCGAGCUCUGGUCUCUGGGUGCUCUAGAUAACCUGGGCGGUCUUACAUCUCUAGGACGUCGCAUGACACCCUUUCCCAUGGAUCCCCCUCUUGCCAAGCUCAUAAUAAUGGCCUCCGACGAAUAUGAGUGCAGCGAGGAGAUGACAACCAUCGUUGCAAUGCUUUCGGUUGCAAUGGUCUUUUAUCGUCCCAAAGAGCGACAAGAGGAAGCCGAUUCAGCUCGCGAGAAAUUCGUCGUUCCAGAAUCCGACCACUUGACCCUUCUCAAUGUUUAUAUCCAAUGGAAAACCAACGGUUUUUCCGAUGCCUGGUGUACCAAGCACUUCUUGAACGCAAGAACCCUCCGCCGCGCCCAGGAAGUCCGCGAUCAACUUCUCGACAUUAUGAAUAAACAAAAGAUGCCCGUUAUCAGUUGCGGCACAGACUGGGAUACCAUCCGCAAGUGCAUAUGUUCGGGCUACUACCACCAAGCCGCACGACAAAAGGGCAUGGGCGAGUACAUCAACCUCCGCACCAGCGUGACCAUGGCGCUCCAUCCCACAAGUGCCCUUUUCGGUCUCGGUUAUGUACCCGAGUUCGUCGUCUACCACGAGUUGAUGCUGACUUCCAAGGAAUACAUGUCCGUUGUGACAGCUGUUGAUCCCCACUGGCUCGCCGAACUCGGUGGUGUAUACUACUCUGUCAAAGAAAAAGGCUACUCGCAGCGCGACCGCCGCGUGACCGAGAUCGAGUUUAAUAAGCGCAUGGAAAUCGAAGAGCAGAUGGCAGCUGAUCGUGAACGCGAUGCUGCUGAUAAAUUGCGCGAGCAGGAACGCAGCAACCCCGUCCGCCGCAAAACGGAGAUCGAGGUUGGUGGAAAGUCCGCCGUGCGUAAACCUAUUGUCAAGCCAGGGCGCAAGGUCGGCGGUUUGACUGCUUCGUCUUCUUCUUCUUCCUCGCGGCCUGGAGCCAGUGGCGGUGGAAGUGGUGCUGGAAGCAGUGUGGUUAAGAGGCCUACGGUGCCUCGGAGAGGACGUGCAUUCUAG
Messenger RNA from Penicillium concentricum, 2772 nucleotides. Its product is annotated as putative mRNA splicing factor RNA helicase (Prp16). Gene Ontology annotation, molecular function: RNA binding; ATP binding. Lineage: Eukaryota; Fungi; Ascomycota; Eurotiomycetes; Eurotiales; Aspergillaceae. Gene Ontology annotation, cellular component: spliceosomal complex; intracellular anatomical structure. The record is from RefSeq and is a predicted model, not a curated record. The transcript has 3 exons. The coding region runs from base 1 to 2772 and encodes 923 amino acids. Gene Ontology annotation, biological process: mRNA splicing, via spliceosome.